Messenger RNA from Aspergillus uvarum CBS 121591, 375 nucleotides. RefSeq lists its product as uncharacterized. The coding region runs from base 52 to 288 and encodes 78 amino acids. The record is from RefSeq and is a predicted model, not a curated record. Lineage: Eukaryota; Fungi; Ascomycota; Eurotiomycetes; Eurotiales; Aspergillaceae. The transcript has a single exon.
UGCUGUUAGGGUGACUUGGGGAUGUGCUAUAUAUAUCCCGUGUGAAAAUCCAUGCGAAUGCACAUUAUGCUCGGCCAUCAAGGCACACGUCUUAAGUUUGAAGCUUAUCUUGAAUUCGCGGAGAGAACCUAUGUUGCAAGCUACGCGACCAUGUCAACUUUUAUUGUUUAUAUGUCAUUUUGUGUCCCCUUGCAUUUUUUCCUUGUUGUUAGACAGGGAAUAGCUGGUGAUAUCUUGCAGGUAAACUUGAUUAAGGGUUUAAAGAACACUCGAAGUGGUAUAUAUUAAUUUUGGUUGAAUGUAUAUAGAACAGAUGAACAGAUUGCUUGGAAACCAGCAAGGCGAAUUACCGGCCAAUUGAGAAACAAGCAAACC